This is a messenger RNA of Aureobasidium vineae, 1178 nucleotides long. The record is from the annotation of a GenBank genome assembly. Lineage: Eukaryota; Fungi; Ascomycota; Dothideomycetes; Dothideales; Saccotheciaceae.
UCACUAGCAACAUGUCGUUUCGUAAGCGCAACAUCGGUGUCCAGAGAUCCCCGAUCGCAUCAUCUUCAGCAGAUGCUCCAGUCGAGUCAAAUGCCGCACCAGCACCCACAGCUUCUGGCAUUCGACCAUCGCCUUUGACUGGACAGCCCACAACAUCGACAGGAGCCUACUCACUGGACAGUCUAUUAGGUGGUCAUGCAGGACUGGCGCUAGGCUCAUCGCUGUUUGUCGAAGAGAGUGGAACUACAGACUUUGCCGGUGCUCUGUUGCGAUACUAUGCUGCCGAAGGCAUCAUCCAGAGCCACACUGUCCAUCUCGUGGGUGCUGGCGAACAAUGGAUUAAGGAUCUGCCAGGCUUGGUAGGAGAUGCCGAAGCUGCAGAAGCCCAAAAGCAAGCAAAGAGCGAUGAGAAGAAGAUGAAGAUCGCUUGGAGAUAUGAGAGACUGGGCCAAGUAGACGCCGAUCGAGGCAGUAGANNGACGUCCGAGCAGCAAGACGAACAACAAUCGCUGGCCUUCUGCCACACCUUUGACCUUGCAAAGCGUCUUUCUGUACCAGCCGAAGCCGACGUCAAUCACAUCGCCAUCUCCCCUCAAUCACCCUUGCUUGCCAUUCUGCAGAACGUUGCCCAGCGAUUGGAUUCCUCUAGGCCUCACACGAUACAUCGCCUAGUGAUACCUUCUCUUCUAUCGCCCGCGCUGUAUCCACCCUCGGCCAGUGCACCAGAAAAUUUGCUUCAGUUUAUGCAUUCCCUUCGUUCCCUGCUUCGACAAUAUCCCGGCCGCCUGACUGCCAUGAUCACACUUCCGCUAGAGCUAUAUCAUCGCUCGAGCGCCCUGGUCCGCUGGGCCGAGACUCUUUCAGACGGUGUGCUCGAGCUCACCCCUUUCCCACAUCUCAUGGACGCUGCAAACAGCUUGGCCGAGAGUGGUGGCGCAAGAGCAACUGACGAGCAACCUCAAGGUAUGCUGAAACUGCACAAGCUGCCAGUAACGACUGAGCGUGGUGGAGGAGGUGCGGUCGCUGGUGUGGGCGAUGAUUUGGCAUUCACCGUCAGCAGACGACGUUUCGUCAUUAAGCCUUUCAGUCUGCCGCCAGCAGAAGGAGAUACCGAGGCCCAGCAAGGCAAUGCUGAAGGAGGUGCAAUAGGCAAGGCCACAAAGGUCGACAUAGAGUUU